CCAUAUGUUAUGGACAAAUAAGGAGGGAGACUGGUAAGCAAUCCAAUGAUGGGCUCAUCACUCCCUCUCAAAUUCGCUGUCCUUUUUUCCAUCUCUCUCGCCGGCGCCGCCUCCUUCGCCACCACUACCUUCGCCACUUCUCUCCCCUUCUUCAAACCAAAGCCCAAACCCAAAGCAACAGUCUCGGAUUUGCUCUCCCUUCUGGGUUCACACCAACAGGCCCGUUCCGUCAACUCCCAGGUGGCCCGAGAAUUGCGGUCCCGCUUCAAGUUCCUCGUGCCCUUUAGUCCCACUCAACGGCUCAGGCCGGAGUCUUCUUCGGCCCGGCGAUUGCUGAACGAUCGGAACAAGAGAGACGACGAUGAGCUGAUUUGGUGGCCUCCGGCUCCAGUAAUGGAGCUCGCUCGGCUCGCCGUUGACUCUGGUGGUGAUCCUGGGGCUAUCCAUAUUGCUCUUGAUCCAACCAUUAUCCCAGUUCCUGAUGUGGAAGGAACGAAGGAAGAUCGAUGUGAGCUUACUAGAACCCCUUAUGGGAGACACUUCAUAAAUGAGGAGUUGAAUUCGUACCUAAAGUUUUUAUUUGAAAUUAUAGUUCAGAGGGGUCCCAGUGUAGGGCUGAAUGUUUCAUUGAAUCGCUAUGACUUUUUUCACGGCCACCUUUUCCUUGCCAUGGAUUCUGGAAGACUUGGUAUUUUGUAAGUUGAGUGCCAUCCAACAUCUAAUUUUAUGAUUCUUCCAUGUAUUCCUUUGAGCUCGAGAUGAGAAGAGUUUGGAAACGCAAACACCAGCAUAGUCAGAAUUAUAUUGACAGUUCAUAAUCCAUGAUUUGUCACAUGUAAAAUGCUGCAAAUAGAUGGCUGAACUUGGUAACAACACAUUUCUAGUUUGAUUCAGAAUUUCGUCAAGAUUGUUAUGCUUGACGUGUUUGAUUGUGCAGUACUGGUAAAUAAACCUCCCCAACUUACAAUUACUUCUUCCCCCCCAACCAAAACUAAAAAAAAUAGAAGUAAAAUAUGAGUAGAUGGCCAAGAGGAGAUGAAAGAAAAUAGUGCCUUGGCCUUGUUGUAUAAAUUGAACUAUCUUAGAUCAGGUUCUAUCCCUUACGAUUUGUAUCCCAUCAACUGUAGCUUGGCUAAUUAAAUAUGAGAAAGUAAACAUAACCUAGAGAAAUAAAGAAAACAUCCAAAUUAUCAAGGUUCUAGAUGAGGACAAUAUUUAUUUCCUAAAUGAUUAUUUGGCUCAUCCGGUUACAAUUAUAUCACUAAAUUUCAAGACAGCAAAAUCAUAUAUUUCUUUUAUUCUGAACUUUUCAGUUAUGAAGUUAACUUGGUACAAAAGUUUAAGUUUCUUUUACGCUUGAAUGCAUGGGGAUUUUUGUGCUUGGGAGCGGCUAAUUGUUUAUAUUUUCAAAUGUACAAAUAAAAUAGAAGUAGUCAUGUAUUUAUAUGUUUCUUUAUUGCAUACUUAGUCAUGCAAUUGUAAAAGAGAAAAUUUCUAUUAAAGAAAUGCUUUAAAUUCUUUAAUUUGGUUAUGCAUCA
Molecule: messenger RNA, 1538 nt
Organism: Olea europaea var. sylvestris
Lineage: Eukaryota; Viridiplantae; Streptophyta; Magnoliopsida; Lamiales; Oleaceae
Exons: 3
Coding region: 46-699 (217 amino acids)
Source: RefSeq, a predicted model, not a curated record